Microthlaspi erraticum is the source of this 1155-nucleotide messenger RNA. The record is from the annotation of a GenBank genome assembly. Lineage: Eukaryota; Viridiplantae; Streptophyta; Magnoliopsida; Brassicales; Brassicaceae.
AUGAUCUUGUCGAAGAAAAGAAGAAGGAAAGAAGUAGAGAAUCACGAAGUGUUCGUGUAUGAAGUGCCAAUCUAUAAUAUAAAAGAUGAAUAUUGAGAGAAGGUUACUCAAAGGAAAGGACUUUGCUUGAGAACCAGUCCCCAUCCGGACAUAGUCGCUGUUGUUAACGAACCGGAGUCUCAGUGGCAAGAGCCUUGGGCUUACCACGUGUUCUGUCUUGAUCAUUUGUCCUCCCAGUUCCAUGGCGUUUUUAAAGACAACAAACUGAGAAACCUUGUCGAGAAGGCUGGAUCCACGUGGAAGAAGGAAGAGUUUGAUUCUUACAUGAAGGAGAUGAAAGAGAAGAACCAAGAAGCUUGGGAAUGGUUGGAUAAGUUUCCUCCGCAGCAGUGGGCUCUGUCUCAUGACGUUAGUCGUCGGAGAUACGGAAGCAUGACGAUCAACACUAUAGCUCUCUUUGCGGUUUGUGAGAGGUUUCCGAAAGUUGGAAUGGCAUGUGGCGUGAUGCUUCAGUUUGGUGAGAUGAGAGACAAUUUCCAAGAGUCUUUUAGCCUAAGCCGUUGCUCUCUUAACCGAGGCCAUGUGUACACAGAAUUCGUCACGCUUGAAAAGUUCACAACAGGCUCAGUUACUUGCGUUGUGAAGCCGUUGGAGAGAGAUGGUGCGUUUCAGGUCACAACGACCUCGAAGAAAAAGAAGAGGACAGUGCUUUUUAGGAGAGGGCUUUCUGUGGAUCGGUCGGAGGAUGACUCGAGCUGCGAGAUUGUUCAGUUGAAUGACUUAACAUGCACUUGUGGGGAGUUUCAAAGGAGCAACUCUCCAUGUGUGCACGCUCUAGCUGUCUGCGAUAAGCUAAAAAUCAAUCCUUUGCAAUAUGUAGAUGACUGUUACUCUGUUGAACGGUAUCACAAAAAUUACGCCGCCAAAUUCAAUGAUGUUCCUGAGGUAUCUGCUUGGCCUGAAGCUACUGGAGUUCCGAGGUUGCUUCCUCCGGUCAUUGAGCCUCCCUCAGCUAAAGCAUCAGGAAAAGGGGAAGAGACUGAGGAUGAUCAUCUUGAAGAAGAAGAAGAAGAUGAUGAAGAAGAAGGAGAUGAGGAUGAAGAAGAAGAAGAAGAAGAAGAAGAUGAAGAAGAAGAAGAAGAAGAAGAAGAAUGA